This is a messenger RNA of Bemisia tabaci, 2976 nucleotides long. Lineage: Eukaryota; Metazoa; Arthropoda; Insecta; Hemiptera; Aleyrodidae. The record is from RefSeq and is a predicted model, not a curated record.
CCUCCGGUGCCAGCGGUCUCAUUCCUCGCGCGAUCCGGUCCGGCAUUCUUCGCGGCCGCUCUCAACGGUUCUUUUUUACGACCGGUGUUUGGUGUUUUGUUUCCCCCUCGUCCUCGUCCUUCGCCUUUUCGCUUUUUUCGCACGCUCGACCGUUAGCAUCCUCCCGCUCUCGGUGUUAUCAGUGGUGGCUUAUCAGUGUUUCGCGCGGUUUACCUACCCCUCGCUUAUCAGUGGUGUUGUGCGAUGUAGUGUGGGAGUUCCGCGGUGAGGGGUUUCGUUUCGGGUGAUUUUUAAGUAUGUGACGAGUGGUGAGUUUCCCGAUGAGAUGGAUUAACGAUCGGAUUUUGGAUUAACCUUGUGGGCAGCUCACCGGAAAAAUAUCAUCAAUUGGAUGGUUUAGAAUGGGAUCGGCCAGCCAUGGAAGUCAAAGUCCAGGAAGGUUAUUCAACAAAGGGCCCAGAGCCUCGAAGAAGAAGGAUACGAUGCAGCACUCCGACUUCUACGACGAUGAACUUGACGACUCCGGCUUGGCGCCCCCUCCCAGAUCUAUCUCACUGACUGCUUUAAACUCUGGUCAAGUUCCUCUAGAACCAAGAAUAUCGCAACUAGAAACAUUAGAAGCCAAAAUGGCGAGUAUAGAGGUGUCACUUUCUACAUCGCCGAGGAAAAGAAAAAACGGAAGUCAUUCGUCUCUUUCAUCUCCUAUCAUUUACACCUCAAAUACUCAAUUACCAGAAACUUAUGUCAAAGCCAAAGCCUUAGACGUCCUCAGGAACGCUUUUAAAGAUAAGGAAAAUCUCAACAUAAUUAACAACAAUAAGGGGGAGCUGAACGGAGUGGGAGGACCGGUGCCGCCGCGGAAGCCGGGCAAGGAGACGAAGAACAAUGGCGGGGGUGGAGGGAACCCUCCGACCGGAGCACCGGCCAACACGACGACGACGACAACGACGACGACAACGACGAACGGGGUCGCUCUGGCCCCGACCCCGACCCCGCUGGGGGCCCCGACCUCCGGGCAACCUCUGAGCGAGAAGGAGCGGCGCAGCGCCCAGGAAAAGCUCAAGAACCUCAAAGUCGAAGCCGAGAGUAAGCGCCACGUCGUCAAGAACAUCAAGCUCGCCCUCGACCGACUCGACAUCUCUGAUAACAUCGACACUCGGAUUCAGCAGGCAGAGCUCGAGUACCAACUGGGCCGCGAGGAGCUGAAUCUACUCACCAUCAUGGAGGAGAGUCGCAACAUCCAGGCUUGUCUCGACGAGGAAAAGCUCAGUCAAACCAGAGCUGACAACGUCACUAUUUUCGAUUAUGUGCAGCAGAAUAAGCAAAUCAGUAUUCACGCAGUCGAAAUAAAUUUUGACCCAAAAAGUCCGAGAUUUGGAGCAGGCUCCAGGGAUCAUUUUCCAGGGCUCUACGUCGAAUGGGCCACGGAAGAUUCGGACCUCAUGAAAGGCGACCGAUUACUGGAAAUCAACGGAAAGGUUGUGAUGGGCAUGAAGAGCAAAGAAGACAUGAACCUCUUAUUGGCCGUGUCGCCGAAACCGGCCCAAAUCGUCCUCCUGCGGAACCGGCGGCUCUCGCAGACGUCCGAGCAGCUCAUGUUCAACCUCCGCGAGGAGCUCAACUCCUUCCGGGAAAAAGCCGGCGAGGCCGAGAGGACGCGCGACAGCUUCAGGAGCGACAACCUUCGCCUCACUCACCGGAUAUCCUACCUCGAGGAGCAAGUGGCCCCUCCCCCGCCAGCUACAAGUCCCUGCCGCCCAAGGGCGAAGUCCAAGUCUUCCAGAAGGGACCCCAAGUCACGACCCUGGUGGCCGGUCUCCCCGGCCUCACGCAGAACAGCCUGCCGACGAUCCGACCAAAGAACAACCACAAGUCCGACGAGGUCCUCUCCGAGAAGUCCCUCGAUGUAAAAAGCACCAAGUCCCUAGAUCUAGGAAAAGCCUCGCUCGAGUCCUUCAUGUCCAAGCACUUCCGGCGGAAGAAGCACCACCAGCACACGAACCACGACACGUUCCCGAAGAAGUCGAGCGAGAUGAAGGCCAGCGCGGACUCGCUGGACAUCAUCCAGGGCUACAUCCAGGAGACCAAGGACAACAUCCACCUGCACCAGAGGAAGAAGAGCGACUCCAUCCUCUACGGCAUGAACCACUACAGCCUCGAGUCCGACGCCGGCAAGUCGCCGCUGAUCAAGUCCAAGCAGCGGAUAUACUCCAACGCCAGCCUGGAGUGCAACUCCUCCGACGAGUUCAGUCGGCGGAACUCCCCGAGCGUCCCGAACGGGAAGAAAGUCGAGAACAUGUCCGAGCACAGGAACCAGUACCUGCGGAACGCCAGGAACACCCUCAUGGAGUACGCCAAGUCGGAGACGGGCGUGAACCUACGCGGGAGUCGAAACCAGUUCUUCAGCGACUCCCGGCGGAAGGUGAACGGAGGUGACUGUGACUCGGAACCCGGGGGCUAUGCAUCCCGGCAGAACAUCCACCAAAUGCUCAAUUCCCUGAAGAGCAAGAAGACUUACGAUUACGGGUCGGACUACGGGUCGCCGAACUUGAGGCACCACUACAAGAACGGUAAUAGCACUCUUGAGAGGGAUGGGAAGCUUCAGCAGCUCCAGCACCCGCCCUCGCCGUCCCUGUCGCAGAAACCGAUCCCCCCGAAGAAGCCGAUUCGGUUGUCCAUCUCGAGGGCGGCCAGUCUCCAGUCGGUCGAGUCCUCGCCGUCGCAGCCCAGGCACUCUUGCGAUUCACCGGGCUCGAAGAAAUCUCUGAAACGGAAUCACAAAGGUGAGGCGCCUCCUAUCCCCACUCAGCACCAUCAGUCCCCGGGCCUGCCCAGGAGUGUCACCAAAACCUACGUUCGAAUUAAUCCAACCGAAAAGUGGUGCUGAGUCUCCGCAGAGCAGUUCUGCUGUGCGAAGGAAAACCGCCGUAUGAGCCUUCAGGCGUUGCCAAAUUUCCGUUGGUAAUUCACGAAUUU